AUGUCUUCCUUCGCCUCCUCUCUGCGUCCCACUCUCCGCGCCGCUUCCGGUGCUGCCUUGUCCGCUCGUUCAUUCAGCUCUUCCUCGUCGCGUUCCGUUGCGCGUUUGUUGCUCACCGGCCGUCUUGCAGCCCAGCCCGAGCUGCACGCCACUGCGUCUGGUCAGGAGGUCGUCAAGUACACGAUAGCUUCCAACCACGGCCCCAGCAGCAAGCGCCAGACUAGCUGGUUCCGAGUUUCGGCUUUCGUUGAUGGAAGCCAGCGCGAGUUCAUCACCGGCCUGCAGCAGGGAACUCUCCUGUUCGUCGAGGGAGACGCAAGCAUCCGCCAGUGGGAGGACGCAGAUGGCAAGAGACAGUCGACCUUGAGCGUUGUCCAACGCGCCGUCGAGGUCCUUAAGCGUCCCUACAACCCCGAAGCUUCCUCCGAAUCCGCCUCCGACAUCAACUGAGACAUGUUUAUAUGAUAGGUGUGGUAUAAUAAGCAUGGCAGGACGAUUCGUCGUGCUGACUGCUACGGUAUCUCGAGGUCAGGCCUCAUUCCGUUCUGCUUGGCUCCACUAUGUAUUAUAAUCUCCGAAUUUUUGCCUCAGGCUUUAAAACUUUGUCGGUGAAUCCAGAUCACGAUCUGCUACGGUCUGUUUGAUUUCUUUUCCGAACCACAUGUAUUAGUGAUUGUUGCUCUUGUGUAGAAUAUGCCCUCAUAUGACAUCCCGCUCUCGGCGUGACCGGCGUGUGUGGCGCGUUCUGCUAUAAAUAGGCCAAUUGGACUGGUCUAAUGGUCCCAGCAAUGCAGGAUGUAGUUGACUUGUCUGUUCCGAUGCCGUUGUGUCGCAUCAUCUCGAGAUGAUAUAAUUAGAUAGAUCUCAG
Molecule: messenger RNA, 868 nt
Organism: Aspergillus ibericus CBS 121593
Lineage: Eukaryota; Fungi; Ascomycota; Eurotiomycetes; Eurotiales; Aspergillaceae
Product: single-stranded DNA-binding protein
Exons: 3
Coding region: 1-450 (149 amino acids)
Biological process (GO): positive regulation of helicase activity; mitochondrial DNA replication
Cellular component (GO): mitochondrial nucleoid
Molecular function (GO): single-stranded DNA binding
Source: RefSeq, a predicted model, not a curated record